Messenger RNA from Lagopus muta (rock ptarmigan), 2035 nucleotides. It is a transcript of the gene PFN3, whose product is annotated as profilin 3. The coding region runs from base 1465 to 1869 and encodes 134 amino acids. The record is from RefSeq and is a predicted model, not a curated record. Lineage: Eukaryota; Metazoa; Chordata; Aves; Galliformes; Phasianidae. Gene Ontology annotation, molecular function: actin binding. Gene Ontology annotation, biological process: positive regulation of actin filament bundle assembly; regulation of actin filament polymerization; actin cytoskeleton organization. Gene Ontology annotation, cellular component: cytoplasm. The transcript has a single exon.
CAUCUUAGGGCCAUUAUUUCUUGUCCUGUUGCUGCUGCCUGGAAGCAGGGAAAGACACUGAGGCCCUGGAGCGUGGCCAGAGAAGGGCAACAAAGCUGUGAGGGGUCCAAAGCGCCAGUCUUAUUGAAAGCGACUGAAGGAACCGGGAUUGUUCACUCCGGAGAAAGGAGGCUCAGGGGAGACCCUGUCCAUCUUUACAACUGUCUGAAAGGAGGUUGUGGUGAAGAGGUUUGGCCUCUUCUCCUGGGCAGCAGCUACGAGAUGAGAGGGAACGGCCUCAAGCUGCGCCAGCAGAGGUUCAGAUUGAGUAUUGGGAAAAAAUGUCUCUGUUCAGAGUGGUGACGCAGUGGCACAGGCUGCCCUGGGAGGUGGUGGAGUCACCGCUCCUGGAGGUGUUCAGGAAACAUGGGGAUGUGGCACUGAGGGCAAUAGUCAGUGGGCCACGGUUAGUGGGCAUGGUGGGGAUGCGUUGAUGGUUGGACAAGGUGAACUCGGUGGUCUUUCCAACCUUGAUGAUUCUGUGAAAUAAGGAGCAGUUGGAAGGGGGAGCUUUGCAAAGGUGAGGUAUUCCUCCAGGCUGAUUUUCUUAUCUUGGGAUGACCACACAAGACCGGCUGAAUUACAACAGGCAAACUUAGUAGGGGAGAGACAUCUCAUAAACUAUGCCUGCGCACCAAGGAGUCAUCUUGCUGUCAUUUGCACAGGGGGAGAGUGAGACCUCCUGAAGCCCCUCUGAACCACCAACCCAUUUCCAGAGUAUUCUAAGAAUCGAACAGCACUUGCACAGGAAUAGGGCCAUACUUUGAUCACAACAUUAGAUGGGGCCUGACAACCACCCAAGACCCAGACCCAUUUCUGGAACAUUAUGAAUAACUGAGUUUGUACUCAGGGAGAACAUAAUGCAAAGGCAUCAUAGCUCAUUGCUAAUAGGGCAUUUCUUAUCUAGUACCAAUAACCAUUUUUCCCAGGCAAACUUGAAGCUUCUCUUUCUUUGAGUAAAAGUGUUAACCGAUUGCUUAGUGUCAUUUCACCUUAAUUUACCUGAUAGAAUCUUGAACUUUGUGACCUUUGUACACUACCCAGGGCAGUCUGGAGUCAGGUUGUGACAGAUGUAUGCCUGCAGCUGCUGCUGGGUGCCAGCUGGGUGAGACCCCAUGUCAGGGCUUCCUUCUUGUGGGCACCUGAUUAGAAAGCCUCAUUAAUGGCACUCCAUGGGGUCUUUAUGCUAAGCAGGUGCAACAUCAUAAUACUACUUGUGGCUGCUGACAUCGUGGAACCUUCUGUCAACUUCCAGGGUCUCUGGUCAGGGCAAAGUUGGAGCCUGCUACGUUGGUUCCUCUGGUUUCCCUGCUCAGGCUCACAAACCAACAUUUUUAGGAUCAGCUUGCCAAGACUGAGGCAAGACCAAAAAGCAAGGACAGUCAGUGCUUUGCAUUUCUGAGAGAUUUAUGCAGCCCUGCCACUAUGAACUGCUGGAAGUAUUACAUUGAAUGCAUCCUGAGCGACAGGAACAUUGAUGAUGUGGCCAUUGUGGGCCUCUCUGACAACAAGUGUGUGUGGGCAACCAAGCCAGGAGGGCUGCUGUCGGCUGUCUCACCUUAUGAAGUGGACUUGAUCACAGGCCAGGAUAGGAAAACGUUCCUGAUGACUGGAAUCACCAUCGCAGGGAAGAAAUGCAGUGUGAUUCGUGACAGCCUGCUGGUAGAAGGAGACAACGUGAUGGAUGUCAGAAGUAAAGGUGGUGACAGCAGAUCCAUCUGUAUAGGCAGGACCCCCAAAGCUCUGAUCUUCCUCAUGGGCAACAGAGGAGUCCAUGGAGGAGUCCUCAAUCAGAAGAUCCAUGACAUGAUUGUUGGCAUGACACUAUGAGGCAGGUGGCACCAGAGAGACAGAAAUCUUCCACCAGAAUAUGGUGGCAUUGUCAUAGCUUUAGCAGAGAAAGGAAAUAAGCCUGGUUUUCUUGCAUAUGCCAUUGCCUACUUCUUUCAGGUAGGGGGAUGUUGGGAGAGCAGCAGUAUGGAGACACUCACUCUGC